Messenger RNA from Pseudogymnoascus verrucosus, 1336 nucleotides. RefSeq names its product Trafficking protein particle complex subunit 33 (gene TRS33). The transcript has 3 exons. The record is from RefSeq and is a predicted model, not a curated record. Gene Ontology annotation, cellular component: trans-Golgi network; cis-Golgi network; TRAPP complex. Lineage: Eukaryota; Fungi; Ascomycota; Leotiomycetes; Thelebolales; Thelebolaceae. Gene Ontology annotation, biological process: regulation of GTPase activity; endoplasmic reticulum to Golgi vesicle-mediated transport. The coding region runs from base 138 to 830 and encodes 230 amino acids.
CUCCAAAUAUCCACAGCCUUACACCCUUCCCACCACAACCACCACAUCCCAUCAACCCGCAAUCACCACCCCCUCCACACCCCACACGAAACCAAAAACCACCCCAUGCAAUAACCCACAUCCAAAUCACACUUACCAUGUCCUUCGAAAGCCCGCAACCGCCCUACAACGCCGGCGACCCCUCCGCCACCUUCCUCAGCAGCUCCUGCCUCGACUUCCUCCUCAUCGAGCUCGUCCCGCUCGCCUACCGCCUCGCCCACGACAUCGACAGCGUCAAGCGCGACGGCGUCGCCGGGCUCCCCGAGGAUGAGGUCAAGGCGCUCGCUGCUGCGAAGGGGGGCAGCGUGAGCACCAAGGCGGCGGGGACGGCGGGGACGGCGGGGACGGGCGCGCUGAGGGGGAGCAGGAUGGAUGAGGAUGAGGAGCGGGAUGCGGUGUUUUAUAGGCUCGAGACGCUGGGAUAUCGCGUUGGGCAGGGCAUGGUUGAGAGGUUCUCGACUGAUAGGCCACGGUUUACGGAUACGCUUGAUGUGAUUAAGUUCCUUUGCAAGGACCUGUGGAUGCUGGUCUUUCGAAAGCAGAUUGAUAACCUUAAGACUAACCACCGCGGGGUUUAUGUCUUGACUGAUAAUGCGUUCCGGCCGUUCUCGCGGAUGAGCACUGAGGCUGGUGGACAGGCUGUUGUGCGCGCGCAACCGUUCCUGUGGUUUCCAUGCGGUAUUAUUAGAGGCGCCCUGGCGAGUAUGGGGAUAAAUGCGACGGUGCAGGCAGAGACAUCGGAGCUACCGGGGGCGACGUUCCAGAUUAAGUCUAUCACUGUGAAUCCUUGAUGGAUAGCUGCAUGUGCAUAUGCCGGGACGAGGGAGGAUAGACUAUAUGGAACAAUAUGGAACUAAGGAGGGCAGGCAGGUGUUGAGUAGACUGCUUCGGGUUGGUUUUUCGUCACAGCGGUUUAGCGGCAUACACUGGCGUUGGGAAUGGCAUAUCACAUUGCCUGAAAUGGGACAUAUUUUUACACUAUUCACCAAGAGCUGCAUAUUCAUGUGAACUCAUCGUAUGGGGCUCGUCAUGUUUACUUUUUAUAUUCCCUCAAAAUCGUUAAACUGGUCAUGUAUCUUGCUCAAAAGGCUUCAUUGAUCAUAGUGCAAAGCGCGGCUGAGAGGAUUAAAUCACAAUCUACCUACGCAAAGGCCAAUUAGUGAUGAUUCUAACCCACAAAACGACAAACUGAGAGAUGGAGCGAGGGGGAGAUUAAUCACUUUUGGGGAGGGUUGUGGGCGAAGGUAACACCCUUCUCGAUGUUACCCUUAAGGCCCUCAACAGCAGCCUUAAGGAG